UAUAAAUGUCUAGUGUCUAAUCUGAAGAUCCGGUGCAAAUUCACGUGCUAAUUUGCGGACUGCGUUGGACCUGCUUGAUUUAUCAUAUGGUUAAAUGUUAAUUCAACUGAGGUCGCAACUUACUUCGUGGAGGAUAGAUUGCAUAGGAUGAUAGAGUACCUUAAACAGUUUUGUCAUUGCAUGGGACGACGUGUGACAAGUGGCCCUACAAAUCUACUGUCAAUAAAAACAUAAACUUUCAAGUACAUAUUUCUCGUUGGGACUUAGCGCUUCGUCAACAUGAAGGAGGAAGUGGAGAACAAUUGCAAUUCCGAGUUACCAGCUGUGGUCGGAGCCCUAUUAGAUACCUUGGACGACAAGAACCAAGAUGUAAAGCAGUCCGUGAUCGAGUCGAUUGAAAGAAUAAGCCGGAAAAACCCAGAGAUCGUCAUUCAUGCUGCCAUUUAUUUUUGGGAGAUGCAUAAGAAGAUAUCCACGGAGCACAUGGGAUCUUUAUUGAACAUAAUAUCUAGUAUAUGCAGACACUCGACUACAAGUUUAAGUGUAGAUUUAGUGUCGUUUCUCGCUGAGAUAGCAGUAAACGAGUUGAUAGGCGAGACUGAGAAGGAGGCGGCCGAGUUGUUGAUUGAACUUUGCAAAAUACACUGCAUGCAAGCUACCGGUGGACUCUUAACUAAAUUGGAACCCGGAGUAAUUCCCAAUCCUGCGAUAAUUUUCACAAUAGGGAAGCUCGCGACGGCCAAUCCGUAUGGAAUGCUGUCGUUUGUUAAAAUAACGUUGACUAUCAUGUUACCGAUGCUGAAUCAGAUACGGGAAGAGGUUCUCAAACAAGCAAUUUGUUUUAUGAUUUCCAGGUUUUGUGAAGCUAUAAACGAUUAUAUAAUGAACGGACAAGACUCGUCUCUGGGAAUUACUAAACAGACAUUUGUGGAAGAAAUUUGUUCCGUCUUCGACUUUCUGACGCACAAUUGGUUGAAGACAUCUCGCGAUUUCAAAUCAACUGAAACUAUUUUAAUGGCAUUCGUGCCUAUGGUACCUUUGCUGCCUGUGCAACAAGAUAGCGACAGAAUUGUAAAAUUAAUACCCGUGUGUUUAAGUCUUUGUAAGAAGCAAAAUCUACGUUUAGCUGCUGUGAGAGUUUUAGCUGUGAUUUUAAGUUCUGUCGAGACUGAAAAUGACAAGGAGGCAAUCCGCCCAUUUAUGGAGAAUAUCCACCAAACUCUGUCCGAAUUCGUUAGUAUUUAUCCCUUCGAAGCAGCUCGGGAUGCAGUUCUUACACAUUAUGAAGUGCUGCAGUGCUCCAGAUCGUUGGUUGUGUUGUAUCCCGAAGAAGGUCUCGAUAGAAUCUUGCAGCAGUUGAAGUCGCCAGUUGCUAAUCAACGCGCUCGUGCUUUAGUAGUCCUCAGACACCUCAUAAACACUCUUCCACCAGAGGAUGAUGGAUCUCUACAGAGAAUUGCACUUAGCCUGCAGGAAUCUCUCGGGGAGAAUGGUGCGCUCCAAAUGAUCGGUGCUAUAGUGGCACUAGCGGCUCGGCCGACAUUCCCUCUUUUGCCGUCACAGAGAGCUAGAUUUGUUCGCUAUAUGGUGUCACACUGUGAAAUAAAGAGUGACGAUAUGGAGGCAUGUUCUGAAGCUUUGUAUUUGCUUGCAACGACAGUUGACGGUGUCGAAUCUUGGCUGUGGCCGUGUUUGAUAAGCGCAUUACUGGACUCAGCUUGCAUAGCAUCCGUCACAUCCGUACUACGUUCAUUAUCUCCAUUAGCGGCGAAAAUAAUACGCGAUGAAAAUUCUUCAACAAAUGAAAGGGACUUCCCUGGAACAAAAGUCUUAGGCAGAUGCCUGGAAUUGUUAAGCAACCCGGCUAAUCGAUCCGCAAUAGUGGCCUUUUUAAAAUCGGCAGCACCUUUGGUAGGACACAGAGUAAAAUCUUAUUGGGAUGAGAAGCUACUGGAACUUUCACAGGAACUCUUGCAAGAUGAGCAAAGAAGCUCUCGAAAAAACUCUAAAGAAGUGAAAGAUGACGUGCAAUGGGAUUUAAUAUGGGAAGAAAAAGUAGUAGAGUGGUUAGAAGAGAGCGUGAAACUAGAAGGAGAGUCAUGGGGCGCAAAGCUCGCUGACGAACUCGCUUUGAAGGCAAACACACCGGGUGUUGCGCCGCUUUUGGCAUCUACGUGCAAUAACAACGCUCACAUCACCCUACUCGUCGAACUCGCGCGUUCUCACGGCACUACCAAGGAAUUCGCGCGAGCGGUCGGCAUCUGCGCCAAACGGCAUCUAAGUAUCGUGCUGAAAUUAAUGGAGGAGUUUUGCACCGUCGAGGAUGCCAGGAAGGCCCCUGUGAGGUUGCUAGGUUUCGUGAAGGACACAAAGGCUGCUGCUACCGCCGAGGCUGCAAAAGCGGGUUUAUUGAAUUCCUACGCCGAAAUUGCUCAGAAGGGGGAUCCGCAAGAACUUUUUCCUAUCUUCGAAAAGCAUGUGUUACCUUGGACUAUUAAACAGUUGCACGAAUGUAAGGAACUGUCUACGAAGGAAGCGGGAUUGUUAGUCUUGGAACAAGUGGCCAAGGCUGUUCAUCCCACCAGAUUGUCCGAAUCUAAAGGCCUACGCGUAAAGGCUACUGCUCUGGCAACUCUGUUGGGAAUUUUGCAGUCGUCAACUGGAUACAGACCGUUGCAACUCUAUCCGGCGGUACUGAAAGCAGCAAACUCUUUAAUACGUAUACCGCCAGCAUUAAAUAAUGAGGAAAGAGAGAUCUUCCUCAGCGCAGUACUGGAUAAGACAAUUAGUGCGAGUUCGGAGAUUGCUUUACAAUUACAUCCGGAAAUAAUGCAACAAGUUGUGGAUGAGUUGGGGACCGUGUCCAGCGAAAUUGUAUCCGAUUCAGCAGAUGCGUUAGCUGAGUUAGUUGACAUAUUGCUACCUUGGAUGCAAUCCAAAUCGAAUGUGGAGAGAAAAACUACUCUGUUGGUGCUGCAUACGGUGCUCCAGUCUUAUUAUAAUUCUUUAAAAUAUACAUAUCCAGGCGGCAAGUUGGAUGCCGGAAAACUAGUAGGAAGAACUUUAUGUUGGUGUGCGGACACAGAAUUCGCGUUGAGACCACUGGCGAUAGACUGCAUGCUUCUCACUUUGAACAUUGCAGCCCGUCAUCGGCAUACAUUACCUGAUAAUACCUUGAGUGAAGACGUACAACAAAUAAAGAAAGAACUUAUGAUCGAAGAUUCAUCGGUAUCCUAUGGAGCUGUACAAAGACUGGCUAGUGCGGUAUCGCAGAAAAUCCCCAACGGCGAGAUAGUUAGCUUAGCGGAGGGAUUGAUAGAAGGGUUGCUAUUCUAUGGAGAAUCGGGCCUGGUAGCAGGAAUAGCUCUCUCGCAACAUUUUCAAAUUAAAGGAUCGGAGAUAUCCAGGACCGAUGUUUGCUUAGUCGAGAGUAUCAUUACACAAAUGAGACAAAUGGAAAACGCGAGCUGCAGGUACAUUGCAACGGUGGCUAUAGUGUCACUGAUGAAGCACCAUCCGGAAGAAGUGAUCGAGCAUCUUUUGUCUCAGCCAUUACCAUUAGAUCCAGGUACCGCAUUGUGCUGGAAAGAAAUUGGCAAUAAUGAUUCCUUUGGACCCCGAGCUUUGGAUAUGCUGUUAAUAAAACUCGAAUCCAACAGUCUAUUUUCUGAGAUUGCUAGUCCGCCCGCAUAUUCCGGACGGAAUAAUACCGCAUCUCUUCCGUCCUUGGCGGCCAUGGUGGGCUUGAAGCAUCUUCUUGAAUCUUUGCACAUAGAAAGCUUGAUUACCAGCAAGCAAUUAGCGGGUUUGUUAUCAGUUCUCCUCAAAUACCUCUCGGGCUGGUUGCACGUUGACGCUCCCGCGUCGUUGAUAAAUACGAAGUACGGAUAUGUACCGAAUCGAGCGGCACAGAAGAUAAAUCCGCAUACGGAAGUGUAUUCUAUAUUAACCAACAUAUUGGUAGCCAUCCAACCGAAUACUGCAUCCAAUUUGCCGAUAGAGACUGCAUUUGCUUCCGAAAUGCAAGCCGAGGAGAACCUGAUAUCGACUGUACGAACAUUGAUGAAAUGUAUAUCGACCAGAAACGAAGUCCUGUCGAGCAUGACACAAUCCUUGAGCAAACUGAUGACCAGCACAAUAGCUAUACAGCGAGCGGUUGCUGCCACCUUUUACUCAGAAUUGAUUGGCAAAAUAGAUUGCGGAGCUAUAUGGCUUGAUGCCAUAAUUAACACUCUGCACGAUGCUAAGGCCGAUUCAUCGUCCUUAGUGCGAAAGCUUGCUACCAUCGGACUUGCUAGAAUAGCCUACUUGGACCCGAGACAGGUCGAUGAAUAUUUCGACAAUUGCAUGGAAGCCUUACUCGAUGGAUUGGAGGAGACCGCCGGUGGGGAAGGCGGUGCUGAAGUAGUACUCGAAUCGUUACGCGGCCUCUCGGUGCUGUUAUCGGUUCAAUACAAGAGGCCUGUCAGCCCCCGAGUAGUGCUGGCCUUGAAACCGUUUUUCGAGAAAGAAAACACUGAGAUGAAGCUUGCUGCCAUAGGCGCUCUGGGCGCGAUAGCUACCAAUUGGCGGAGAUCAAUUACAUCGCCGGAUGAUGAUUUAAUCGAUCAUCUUCUCGGCUGUUUGCCAUCUCUGAUAAUAAGACUGGAAGAUUCGAAUAUAACAGUAGUUAAGACUGCACAGGAAACCUUAUGUAAAACUGCAAGUAUGGUGCAGAAUGAGAGAUUAUCGAAUGUGAUACGUAUUAAUUUGGGACCAAAUGCCAAAUUCAGCUUUGAGGAUUUUUCCAAGGACUUGAUAAACUGUUUGAAAGAGGAAUUUCCACAAAGAGCAGAAGAACUAAGAAACGCCGUUGUCCGCGGAUACUCUAGAUCAGAGAAUUAUCACACCAGAGCCACGUCCGCGCUGCUCUUAGGAUUAUUCGAUUCCCCGAGGCCCGAAGAUGUACAAAGACUGUUACAACUCCUACGUGAUAAAGAAAGUAUUGUGAGAAUGCGUGCGUCGCAAGCUCUUUCAUUUUGCUUUACACUUUAGCGUAGGUAAUAUUUCAAUGAUUCGUUUCGGUUGUUCUCGAGAAGAGUUUUCUUCACUUUCUAAACCUUUUCAAGGCCCGGUUUUCAUUCUCUGGUUUACUUGUAGUUUAGGCUUAACCUAAAGUUUAAAAUAAAAAUUGCGUUUUUCAAUUUAUGGUUGAUCACUAAACUAAUGGUUUCCUAAGGCUACCUUUUACUAUCAGCAAAUUUACUGAUUAACUUCUGGUUUUAUGUUUACUAGAAGAUUCUACAGCAUAUCAAUACCGCCGUUAUAUUCAUUAUUUGCAUUCUCGUAGUCAAACUUUUUUCCAUGCUCUCGUAGUAACUAUCGUUAGCUUACGUGUAACAAAUCCUCUGUAAUUAUUUAUGGUAUUCAAUUUAUAUUCUUUUGUAUCGUCUCGAUUUUUGCUUUCACGACUUUUUUAAAAUUUUAAAACUUUGAAACUUUUAUUUUCAACAUUAUUCUUGAUUUAUUGUAUUUUUCUAUAGUAAAUGUUGAGUGAAUUAUAGAUACCUAUAUUACAUAAACUAAAGUUUUUUUUUCUGAGUUGUAAUACCAGCAUCAGAAAUUUUUUGAUGGGUAAAGGUUUAUUGAAGAUUGAUUAACCAAUAACAAUACAUUGAAAAACGCAAUAACAACUAACUUGAAAGUUAAUCUUCAAAGUAAUCUGACUAGAUAUAUUUACCUUCAAAUGAAAAACCAGGCCCUAGAGUUACGUUUUUAUUCUUGUGAUAUUGUAGAUUUUUAACAGUCAAUUUAUUUAGAGGCCAUAUCAUUAUAAUAUAAAAAAAAAUUUUUAUUGUAAUUAUUAUAAUUGUUUUGUUAGACAGAAUGUGUACAUAGACAAUUGAUUUAUUAACAUCAUGAGGCAAAACAUACUUGUAAAUGAAUUUAUAUACUGUUAUUGUUAAUCGACUAAUUAACAGAUUUCUUUUUUCUCUAUUGGCACUCCGUACGCAAUGUAUGGUCUAUAUCCUGUAUACGAUGAAGGCAACUUGUUAUAAGUAAUACUUAAUUUAUUUUUAUUAAUUAAUUUCCUUAUCAUGUGCUCUUUUUCUGAUAUUUAUUUGCAUGCAUCUGACCCACUAUAAAAGAAUUUUCAAAUCAUCAUAUAAGAUAUUUUCCUAUGAAAAAUAUAAUAUUGAUAACUGCUGUAAGUACAUUUCUUUUAUGCACGUGGUUCUUUCUUUUCGAGUUUUAUCCUUUUUAUCAUAACAAGUAUCAUCCACGAGAAAGGAACGACUUUGCAUGCUAUCCCAUUUCCUAGCAGCUCGGUGAAAUCUCGCUGGCAAACGAGAUAUUAUUUGUUGAUCAGUCGACUGUAAAUUACGUCGAUCUGUUUAAUUACUAUAAAACGUAAAAAUUUACAAUGUAGCAUACUGUAGUAAGAAUAAUACGAGUUUUUCAGAUUCUUCUAUGUGUCUUUUCGAUAGGCAAGAACGUUGAACUUUAAAGUCACCCCAAAUUUCCCUUGCCGCUUGAUUUAUCGUUGUUUUGUAUAUAAAGUCGAUUAAUAAUUUUCUUUUAUCUUUAUCUCGCACAUCAUCUAAACUUACACCCAACGCCAUAUGCCUUCUUGGCCUUUCUCUAAAUCGAGAUUAAAAUUCUAGGAAUUUAUGUACAAAUAUGUGUGUACAGAAUCGAAUAUGUGUGGAAAUUAGUUGUCUUGUUACAAAUCAUUACUUGAUUGUGCUCUCCAGAUAUUCGUCUCUAAGAAUACGUCUUUUCUCUGUUACUUUUACAUUGAUACCGAUCAUAUCCCUCGGCUCCCACAAUGCAUUGAAUGCAGGACAUUUUGCAUAGCUGAGUCGUUCCAAAGUAUCGUGAGCUAUAAUCGAGCAUUGUGGUUGCGAUAAUGUUGUCGAUUUCAUCCUCGACUUGCAAAAGCAAAUUUCUGUAGCAAUCUACUAAAAUAUUAGACACCUCGAAUGCACUAGACUUGUGAAACUUCCAACAAAUUAAUUAUGUCAAAUAAUAUUAAUAUUGAUAUUAAUAUUUAUAUAUGGUUCUUCAUAUUUAUACAUUGAUUUUUGAUAUAAAUGGAAAAUAUCUGGUUUGCAUAGUCGGUGAAUGAUAGAUAUAAAAUGUAAUAUUUGAAACAUCGGUUACAGAGCGUAAUCUACGUAGCUGUGAAAACGGCAAUUGUUUUAGCGUAUAAACACUGAAUUCAUACAUAUUUGUAUAUAGUAAUAGAUACAUAAUAAUAUAUGUGAUGAUGUAUAAUUAGUAGAAACGGCUAUGUGAAAAAUAUUUCAAAUUUUUAAUAUAUAUUCUUAUAACAAUAUUUUUACGCUAUCUACACUUUCCUUUCAGGUAUACAUAAAAAUACGUUCGUACAAUAAUCAUAUACCUAAGAUUACAUUUACGAUUCUCUCCUCUAGCAGGUCAACAUAAAGUACUUUAUAUAUUAUAUACAUAUAUUUUAUUUAUACUAUAUAUAUUUAGCAAUGUAUUUUUUAUAAAAGUUGUAUAUAACAAUAUAAUGGUGUACGUUCCCCGAAUAUCAUUACAAGAAUUUAUAACAAUAUGUAAUAGUAAAUAUAAGGUAGUCAUUUGCUAUGCAA
Temnothorax curvispinosus is the source of this 7598-nucleotide messenger RNA. RefSeq names its product maestro heat-like repeat-containing protein family member 1. The record is from RefSeq and is a predicted model, not a curated record. NCBI's taxonomy places the organism in Eukaryota, Metazoa, Arthropoda, Insecta, Hymenoptera, Formicidae. The coding region runs from base 280 to 5034 and encodes 1584 amino acids. Gene Ontology annotation, cellular component: cytoplasm. The transcript has 22 exons.